AUGAAACCCCCUUCUCUGGAUUCUUUUGUCAACUCGUUUGCUUUUGAAAAUGACUGUGAAAUAGUAACACACAGGGUAGAGUUUUCUGUACAAUCAUUUACAAUGUUGUCUAUUCUAAAGAGGUUACGCUGCAUCACACUUGAUAUUACCGGUACACUUAUUGCUUACAAAGGAGAUCUGGGUGACUCUUAUUGCUUGUCAGUCAAACUUGCUGGGAAGCCAUGUCCUAGCUAUAAGCGCGUUGGUGAGGGUUUUAAAGUAGCAUAUGCAGGAUUGGCAAAGAAGCAUCCAUGUUUUGGAUUUGCUCAUAAGAUUCCUAACUAUGUGUGGUGGAAGAUUUGUGUCAGGGAUUCCUUUGUUAAGGCAGGUUAUGAAUAUGAUGAUGAGACAUUUGAGAACAUAUUUAGUCGCAUAUAUGCUACUUUUGGUUCUGCUGCACCUUAUAGAAUAUUUCCUGAUGCUAUACCGUUCCUCAGAUGGCUCCGCCAGAGGGAUGUUACAGUUGGGUUGGUCAGCAAUGCUGAGUAUCGAUAUCGUGAUAUGAUUCUUCCUGCAUUAGGCUUAAAUCAGGUAGAUAAACAAUGUUGUGAACCCUUUUGUGUGUGUGACCAAAAUCAGGGAUCUGAGUGGGAUUUCGGAGUAUUCUCUGGUCUUGAAAAACCAGAUCCAAGGAUAUUUGAGAUUGCUUUGAAGAAAGCAGGAAAUGUAGCACCAGAAGCAGCACUUCACAUUGGAGAUAGCUUGAAGAACGACUACUUAGCUGUGAGAGGUGUUGGGAUGCAGGCUUUGUUGUUGGACAGGUUCAAGACUGCUGAUGCUGUCGAUUGGAGGAAAUCUGGUGCCAUUGUGCUGCCUGACUUGAUCGCUACCAAAGAGUGGCUUACCUCUGAAGUAUUGGAAUGAAGUGACAUGUGAAAGUCUGUUUGAUAGUUUUCUUGCCUAUGACUGGUAGAUUAGUAUUACAAGAAUGGGAAAAAAUGAGCUAUCAGUUCUAUGAAUGUGAUGAGGAAGCAUUUGGCUCAAUAUGCCACAUGCUGUCUUUUAUUCUCUCUGUGGCAAGCAUCAUUAUGCCCAGAUAGAAUAUAGUGUAACUAACUGUUGAUUGAGAAGUUGCUACAUAAACCACAUGCACAAUACGUAGCAAUCUUAUGUCCUGUCGACCUGGUGCACAUUUUUCCUUUUGCAGUUUUGUAUUGAAAACGACUUGUUGGUUCAAUGAAAGCAUAGUGGCACUAGCUUUG
Molecule: messenger RNA, 1241 nt
Organism: Solanum tuberosum (potato)
Lineage: Eukaryota; Viridiplantae; Streptophyta; Magnoliopsida; Solanales; Solanaceae
Product: haloacid dehalogenase-like hydrolase domain-containing protein 3
Exons: 4
Coding region: 1-903 (300 amino acids)
Source: RefSeq, a predicted model, not a curated record